UUAAUAAAAUGAAAGUACGUCUUAGAUCUUAAUAUAAGAGAGAAAAAACGAAAUAUUUUUAUUACAUAUCAUUUUAUUCCUCGAGGUAUCAUGUCCAUUUUACCUAUCUAUCAACGAAGGAUCCUCCGACGUGAGUACUUUCAGUGGCGAUACAGGUGCGUAUUUACCGCUGCUCCAUAUUCCGAGUAAAUCAUCAGCGGGCUACUGUGGUCUCGCUAAAGUAAUGACAUUUACUGGUAAGAUAUUUUGCUUUCUUUUUUGUUGUUUUCUUUUACUACUAGAGGAUGUGGGUCGGUAUGCCGAGGAAAACCACUUCUAUCGUAUCAUAGUUAUGACCAAUGAACUUGUCAAUCUAAUCUAUCUUUUAUAUAGAUUGUAUACUCCAUAUAUAUUUUUUUAAUUUAAUGUAUCUUUAAUUACAGAAGGAAAUGGAAAUAUUUAUGUAGACUUGUUAGUUGUUGUGAAAUCUGUGCAACCUGUGAAGAUGAUAAAAACUAAACUCGGUGUGGAAAUGCCGGUACGUGCUGUAGAAAUAGUGGACAACACAACGCCCGCUUCUCUCUAUUUGGACAUGUUUGAUACCGAUACUAUUCAAAGGGCGGAGGAAUGGCGUCCAUUAGGAAGCGUGUUGUUUAUCGCGGACGCGCGCGUGUCGUGGCGCGGUCGUGGCGCGCGGACGCAGGUGUGCGGGCGCAGCGUCGUCACGCAUCAGCCGCACACUUCUGACGCUGAGGCGCUCAGACUCUAUAUACAAGACCGAGAUGGUACAUGAUACAGU
This is a messenger RNA of Papilio machaon (common yellow swallowtail), 778 nucleotides long. RefSeq lists its product as uncharacterized. Bases 485 to 772 code for a protein of 95 amino acids. The transcript has 3 exons. Lineage: Eukaryota; Metazoa; Arthropoda; Insecta; Lepidoptera; Papilionidae. The record is from RefSeq and is a predicted model, not a curated record.